AAGAGUCAGAGCGUACAGAGGACAGAAGAUACAGGGGAAACUCAGAUCCAUGAGUGCAUAAAGAAGAGCGUUAAAGACCCACCGCAGAGUAUAUAAUAGACUGAGCAAAAACACAGACAAGGGGAAAGAUUCAGUGAAUAACAUUAUAGAAAUUUUAGAUACUGUUGCACUAAACUAAUCACCAUGGCAACGCUGAGAGAGAAAAGGACAUGCGGUGAGCGAUGUCGGGAUUUCGGGCAUUUCGUGUGGAACUCCGAUGACAAGACCUUCAUGGGAAGGACACCAGAGAGAUGGGUGUACAUUAGCCUGUACUAUGUGGCAUUCUACAUAAUCAUGACUUCCCUUUUUGCACUGGCCAUCUACAUAAUGAUGUACACACUCAGCCCCUAUACACCUGACUAUCAAGAUCGUUUAACAUCACCAGGAGUGAUGGUGUGGCCGGACACAUACGGAGAAGACAAUGUGGAGAUAUCCUUCAACACAUCAGACAGAAGCAGCUGGCUUAAGAUGUCUAACUGCCUUAAAAACUUCCUGAAUCCCUACAAUGAAAACAAACAAAACCAAAGUAACCCCCAUGAAUGCCACUGGGGGAAAAACUAUAUCCAGAAUGACUUCAGCGGACCAGGACACACCAAGUUCGCCUGUCCAUUCACACAGAACAUGUUGGGUGACUGUUCAGGCAUCAGCGACCCCACCUUUGGAUACUCAAAUGGGACACCCUGCGUGAUCAUCAAGAUGAACAGGAUCAUAAACUUCUUGCCCAAUAAUGGCCCUGACAUAGCACCAUACUUGCAGUGCACAGUAUUGCACGGCAGUGACAAUGUGAAAGACAUCAAGUAUUUCCCCAGCAAUGGCACCUUGGAUCUUGCAUAUUUCCCCUAUUAUGGCAAAAAAGCACAGCCCACCUAUAUCAAUCCCUUGGUAGCUGUGAAAUUCUAUAUGACUGCGGAGCAGGAGGCUAAGGUCCAGUGCAGAGUGGUAGCCAAGAACAUCGCGUACGAAAACAUCCAUGACCCUAACGAAGGCAAAGUUAUCUUUGAUCUCAAGGUGACAUAAAGUUAAACUUGAUUUUCUUUGGAGCUGUAAAUAUAGAUACGUCUGCAUUAGUUUUCUGUUGAUGCAACUGAUAUUCGACAUUGUA
Molecule: messenger RNA, 1141 nt
Organism: Paramormyrops kingsleyae
Lineage: Eukaryota; Metazoa; Chordata; Actinopteri; Osteoglossiformes; Mormyridae
Product: potassium-transporting ATPase subunit beta-like
Biological process (GO): intracellular potassium ion homeostasis; sodium ion export across plasma membrane; potassium ion import across plasma membrane
Cellular component (GO): sodium:potassium-exchanging ATPase complex
Molecular function (GO): ATPase activator activity
Source: RefSeq, a predicted model, not a curated record